Messenger RNA from Arachis duranensis, 1326 nucleotides. RefSeq names its product glutathione S-transferase T3-like. The coding region runs from base 1 to 1326 and encodes 441 amino acids. The record is from RefSeq and is a predicted model, not a curated record. The transcript is spliced from 3 exons. Lineage: Eukaryota; Viridiplantae; Streptophyta; Magnoliopsida; Fabales; Fabaceae.
AUGGAGAAUGUGGAGUCAAAUUUACUGGUUAUUUAUUUUGAGCAUGAUGUUAGUCAACCAGUAUAUGGGCCAGAUAUUGUUGAGGUUGAUUCUUCUUCUUCCGAUGAUGGAUAUGAGACCACUGAAGACGAACCUUACAAACACCCCCCACAUCUGGAUUCGAAUAUGAUAAAAGCAGUAGUGAUGAGGAAGUUAACGUACCAUUCAGCUGGAUAUGAUGGAGUUUCUGCAACACAAGAACAAAAGGAGAUGGCAGCGAGAAGCGACACUGCAUCAAGACAUAACUCAUCUGGUGUUGGUGGCUCUUCUAACCCAUCCUUUCAGACUCCUAUACAAUCUAGUCCAAAUUCGCAAUAUUCAGAUUUUGCCAACCCUCAUGGAUUAGAUGCUAUCGACCUCAAUGAUGAUAUUGAAGAUCGGAGGCAAGAUAGUAUUCAACACUGGCAUUGGAAAGAGGAUGAGAUGUUGAUCAGUGCAUGGUUAAAUGUUUCAACUGACCCUGUAGUUGGUACCGAUCAAAAGAGGAAAACAUUUUGGAGUCGAAUUCAUAGCUACUGUGUAGAAUUUUGCACCGACAUGACAAAGGGGGUGGUUGCAUGUAAGAAACUAUGGUAUAAGAUCAACAAGGCUGUUGCACAAUUUGUUGGUUGCUACGAUCAAGCUAGUCGAAACAUAAGGAGUGGUUCGAAUGCUGAUGAUAUAAAGGAGUUGGCUUAUAAACUUUAUUCCACAAAUUGUGGUCAAAAGUUCACUUUUGAGAGGCAUUGGAACAUGCUUCGGUUGGAGCAAAAAUGGAGAAGCCAACUACCUACACAGAGUGGCGGCUCAAAAAGAACCAAGGUUAGUGCAACUGGAGCAUACUCAUCCUCAUCAAACCCAGAAACACCGUUGGCUGACGAACCCGGUGUGGACUCUCCCGUUCGCCCACAAGGAUCAAAGAAGAGCAAGCGAAGAGGUAAGGGAAAAGCACAGAUGUCUGAAAAUUUUAGCGAAAGAAAAUCAUCGGUUGUCAAAAAAUUAUCUCUCAUGGAAGAUAUUAAGAAUGUUAGAGAAAAGGAACUAAUGGAAAGGGAAAAAGAAAGAGAAGAGGAGAAGGAACAUAGAGCAAAGAUGAUGGCAAUCAAAGAGAAGGAGAUACAAAUUCAAGCGGCAAUGCAAGAACAAGAAUUACAAACUCAGAGGUAUAUUAAAGAAAUGGAGAUAAAAGCAAAAGAAAGGAAAAUGGAUAUGCAAAUACUUAAUGCUGACAUGUCUACAACGAGUGAGAAACGACGAGCUCUUCAUGAGAUUGCAUGUGAAAAAAUAAUGGCCAAGUGGUUUACUUAA